AUGCAGAAGGCGCUGGACUAUGUUCAGCAGUGGUGCACAUCGAAGGGCCUAAGGGUAAAUCCAGGCAAAACGGAGAUGGUGCACUUUACAUGCAGAAGGAGGGGUGCUGUUAAAGCUCCCUCCAUUUAUAACACAAUGCUGGAAUUCUCGGGGGAGGUCAAAUACCUAGGUAUUUGGCUCGACAAGAAGCUCAGCUGGAAAAAGCAUAUCGCCAUGCAGACUAGCAAGGUCACUAUGACAUACUGGGCGUGCAGGCGAAUGUUCGGAAGCACAUGGGAUCUAAGGCCGAGGAUGGUCAAGUGGAUCUACACGGCCAUUAUGACCCCACAGCUCAGAUACGCAGCCGCAGUGUGGUGGACAGCCUUGAACAAGGCCUGCCACAGGAAAGUGGUGGACAGAAUAGGCAGGCUUGCGAUGCUGGGCAUAACAGGGGCUCUCAGAACGACCCCGAGCUCAGCGUUGGAGGCCCUGCUCUUCAUGCAACCGCCACACCUAAUUAUAAGGGAGGAGGCGAUAAAAGCGGCCGCAAGAUUGCGGCUACAGGGAACUUGGAAGGGAGCCAGGAAUGGGCACGCUAGUGUCCUCCGCGCAGACGGUGAGCUGAAGGGGCUACUGUCGGGCGGUGCUGACGCCUGCAGACCCAGAUGGCACUUUCGCAGGAAGUUCUCUGUCAACCUUGGGUGGGGGGAAACCUCAUCCGGUAAGGAUGUGGACUGGGCGCCGCCCCGCGGUCUAGUCUGGUACACGGACGGAUCACGGGUGAGCGGACGGGCAGGAGCGGGGGUCUGGUCAGAGGGGCCCGCAAUAGCGAGGACCAUUGGGCUGGACUCGCACGCAAUCGUGCUCCAGACUGAGCUGGCUGCCCUAAGGACCUGCGCCAGGAUGAUCCUGGAGAAAGGGGACAAGGGCAAAAAGAUCUUCAUCUACUCAGACAGCAGGCGCGCACUGAGGGCAAUACUCAGGUAUGAAUGUUGCUCUAGGUUAGUGGGUGAAUCCGUUGAGCUGAUGAAGGACAUUGCCGUAAAUAAUCGGCUUGAGGUGGCUUGGACUCCGGGCCACGCUGGCAUCAAAGGCAAUGAGAAAGCCGAUGAGCUAGCAAAGAACGGUAGCAACAGGGCCUUUCGGGGAGAGGUGGAACACGUAGGCGUGCACAUCGAUUUUGUGAAGGACCUGGUCAAGGAGCGUGGGGAUAGGAGGAUUGUGGAGAGAUGGGACUCGGAGACGGGUGCCAGGCACACGAAAUCCUUCCUAGAAAAACCCACUAGGAAGAUUGCAGAGACUUUGUUGGGCCUUAACAGGGCUAAGCUCCGCGCUAUAGUGGGGCUCAUCACUGAACACUGGCCCCUGGCUCUGUAUUUAUCAAGGAUAGGCAAGGGGACUGACCCCCUAUGCAAAAGAUGCGGGUUGACGGAGGAAGAUCCUCUUCACCUAUGCACAGGAUGCAGCGGGCUCGAUGAAGUCCGGUGGGAUGUUUUUGAGUCUGCGUGCACAGAUAUAUGCGUCGAUAGGGACGGGAUCAAGGGGCUCUAUGAGUUUGCUCGUAGGGCACAGAUACUCGAUACCGUCGAUUAG
This is a messenger RNA of Diachasmimorpha longicaudata, 1572 nucleotides long. RefSeq lists its product as uncharacterized. The transcript has a single exon. The record is from RefSeq and is a predicted model, not a curated record. Bases 1 to 1572 code for a protein of 523 amino acids. Gene Ontology annotation, molecular function: RNA-DNA hybrid ribonuclease activity; nucleic acid binding. NCBI's taxonomy places the organism in Eukaryota, Metazoa, Arthropoda, Insecta, Hymenoptera, Braconidae.